This is a messenger RNA of Cladophialophora bantiana CBS 173.52, 2091 nucleotides long. RefSeq lists its product as uncharacterized. The coding region runs from base 1 to 2091 and encodes 696 amino acids. Lineage: Eukaryota; Fungi; Ascomycota; Eurotiomycetes; Chaetothyriales; Herpotrichiellaceae. The record is from RefSeq and is a predicted model, not a curated record. The transcript has a single exon.
AUGCCCGCUCGGAACCCCAAAUUACCCGAGUAUCCAAGACCGGUGUCACCCAUCUGUGCCGAUGAGAUCCCAAUCUGCGAUGAUACAAUCGUCUAUUGCGACCAGAGCCGCGACUUUGAAGAAGAUGAAGAGCAGAGAGCAGCCAAAAGACGACGGAUUGAGAGCCACGCCACCGCCUAUCUCCGGGGCCAGCCUUUGUUCAUUCUCACAGCCCAGCUGAGAGGACCCUUCGACGGCGGAUGGACAAAUCCUUGGGCCAGAGAGAAGGUUAACAAAACGAAGAAGACUGGAACAAAUCAACAGAUCCCUACACCACCUCCGAAGCCUGCGCGAGGGAAGAAGCAGAACUCUCCGGUUUUGAGGGGGGAGCAUGUGGCACAAGCGGCUCCGGACACAAGCAUACAUGUCACAAAGCAAACAAAGGAAAGCUCCUCAGGGCGCAACCGGAGUCCGGUAACCAGCAGUGUACAGGGGGGAAAGAGGACAAGCCCACAUCUUGAGAAGGAGGCCGAGCCUCCUAAGCACAACAAGGUGAAAAAUUGGUUGAGGACGAAUGCAGCAUACAAGGGACCAGAGCAUGCACAGCCGGACUUGCUAUCUUCGUCACCCAGUGAUGGCAAGACGAAGAAGUGCGGACAUCCCAGACGGAACAUCGAACGUCCAGUUCAAGUAGAUGCUGAUGUGAACAUCGCCAGUGAUCAAGGUUCAAUUUCUUGCAGGAUGACAGCAUUGAGGCAACUCGAAGGAUUUAAGAGCAGCUUUUCAUCCCCCGUCAAACCGCAAACUCGGCAGAUCGCUCCGGGAGCAAGAGACUGCCAUACCUCCCCACUAAGGCCCACGAAUCAAGAUAUCCACAACCACUACGAGGCGACGAAGCAACCCUGGACGAACGAAUACAGGGCUGAAUAUGCCAUCUUAAAAUCCAAACGGGAAGCAGCCCAUCGUAUCCUGUCCGCUGUCGAUGUAGUUCCUCCUGCCCUCGGCCUGUAUGACAAUUGCGAUAAAACAACUGCUUCAAGCGAACACCAACCUCAACCCGGUCGGUUGCAGCUGUUUACAAUCGAGAGGGAGAAAGAAUCAGAGCCCAAGAGAAAUGAGGCCCCCGGAUUAAACGGUACUUCUGCUUCGCUUCCUAGUGCACAAGACGCAGCUCCUCCGAACCACAGUGAGCGUGCGCCUCAUUCCCUGACCAAAGAAACAGCGGAAUCAAGCACGACGACUGAUUUGCCCUCCGCUCAAGGGCCAUCACCUCCGGUCUUAGCGUCUCUGCCUUCGGAUCUCUCCAGUCACGGUCAAAUGUUCCACGAAGCCCUGGAUCGCUGUUAUUCCGAAGUUGUCGACGCCGUGGACGUGGAAAGAGCAGCUGCUAUUGAUGUUUCCGCCGCUGGGGAUACGACUGCUCACGCCAGGGAUGUGCCUUACCAGGACCACAUUCCCCUAACAUACCCACCAGAUCCGGUACUGCAUAGCCAGCAUCAAUCCCAGAACAAGGCCGACAGCUUUGGCACGUUGCAUUCCGUAACUGACCAUGCAUUUGUUUUGUCCAAGUCCAUGAGGAAGGCUGGGCGGGGUAAUCCAAAAGCAUCCUUUCCAGCGGGUAUCGCGAAGGCCAGAGCAACCAAAAACAAAAGGCGAAUGGUAUCAUCGACUGAGAAUAUACCAUCUGAGUCAUCUCGGGGGUCUAUCAAAUCGGUUCUGAAGGUUGCGAAACCGACUGUCGCGAAUCAAAACAGGGUGGGAGAUUCCAAGACAGCGAUGCCACUCGGAUUGGAGCAGCAAUCUAGUGCAGACGGCGGACAGCGCUCAGCCCCCAACGACUCGGGGUCUCCAAACGGCUUACGAACAUCCGCGCCGAGAAGCAUCCUCAAAUCAUUCCUGCAGAGUUCGAUGAGAGCGCCUCUCCAGUCGAGCAACCCUGGCUUGUCAUCAUCGAGCAGGCAGGAUGCACAGCGACAGCAAUUACUCAAAUUGGUCGAGAGCGACGCCGACUUUGAUCUGGAAGCUGCCAUAGACGAUCUAGGCUCUUUCCUAGGAACAUGGGACGAGGAAAAGCAAGCGUUCGCGGCUGCCGCCACCACCACCUCUGGCUAG